AUGGACUAUGAAGUUUGCGAUAGUAGUGGUACUGAUGAUGAUCUACCUCCAUCACAUCCAACUAGAGUUUCUGUAAGGGGUAGUAUUGCUGGGAAUGGAAGAUCUACCAUAGGUUCUGCUUUGUAUUCUAGGAUGCAUUCUGACAUGGAGACCCAAAUACAUAUACUAGAGCAAGAAGCUUAUUGUGCUGUUUUGCGUGCUUUUAAAGCUCAAUCUGAUGCCAUCACUUGGGAAAAGGAAGGCCUGAUAACAGAACUUAGGAAAGAACUGAGGGUGUCAGACGAUGAGCAUAGAGAGCUUCUGACCAAGGUUAACUCUGAUGAUAUUAUCAGAAGGAUAAGGGACUGGAGACAAAAUGGUGGGAACCAGCUUGCAAGAAUUGGUGCAUCUCAUACUGUCCACACUGUUUUGCCUAGUCCAGCUGUUUCUGCAUCCCGCAAGAAACAGAAGAUAUCUCAGUCGGGUCAGUCAUUGCCUGGCUUAUCCUCAACAAAGCCUAUGCAUUACCCUGCUGCAGUUUCUGCUGGAAGUAGGCAAUUCAACAACCGAGGUACUGGUGCUGGCCUUUUGGCCAAUGAGCAGGGUGAAGGAGCAACUUUUGAUCCCUUAAUUGGAAGGAAAGUGUGGACAAGAUGGCCUGAAGACAACCAUUUCUAUGAGGCUGUAAUCACUGAUUACAAUCGCUCUGAGGGUCGACAUGCUCUGGUUUAUGAUAUAAGUACGGCAAAUGAGACUUGGGAAUGGGUUGAUCUCAAAGAGAUUUCUCCCGAUGACAUCAGAUGGGAUGGUGAGGACCCAGGCAUAUCUUAUCAAGGUGGCCGUGGUUUCCAUAGAGCUAAGAAAUCAUUCAGUAAUGGUGCUCCCGCGCCAGGUCCUGGAAGAGGCAGAGGUUCAGUGAGGGGUCUAUACAGAAAAGAAUCUUUUCCGUUGCAGAAUGGUAUUUCAAAUAAACUUUCAGAUGAUAUCGAGUUGUUAAACACAGAGGCUCUAGUAAAGGAGGUGGAGAAGGUUUUCGAUGCUAGCCAUCCUAAUCCCCACGAGCUUGAGAAGGCAAAGAAGAUGCUGAAAGAACAUGAGCAAGCACUCAUUGAUGCUAUUGCGAGGCUUGCCGAUGCAUCUGAUGGUGAAAGUGACGGAGAACAGACGUACUCUCGUGGACAACCGAUGGAGCAGCUGUGAAUAUGCAGUGGGCAGCAAACUAGUUGAUCUUUUCUUUCACUUCUAUUUGUUGUGGAUCUUUUUUUCUGGUUACUUGGAUAGAAAG
Hibiscus syriacus is the source of this 1264-nucleotide messenger RNA. Its product is annotated as protein EMSY-LIKE 1-like. Gene Ontology annotation, biological process: defense response to fungus. The record is from RefSeq and is a predicted model, not a curated record. The transcript is spliced from 11 exons. Gene Ontology annotation, cellular component: nucleus. The coding region runs from base 1 to 1179 and encodes 392 amino acids. NCBI's taxonomy places the organism in Eukaryota, Viridiplantae, Streptophyta, Magnoliopsida, Malvales, Malvaceae.